AUGGGUAUAAUCAAAUUAAACAAUUUUUUGUUUUUCAUUAUUUUAACAAGAAUUUUUUGGACAACACCACUGUUAGUUGAAUCUGUUAAUUGGUGUAAAGCUUUUGCUUGCUCAACUUUUGGAUUUGGUGAAUGCCCUGAAGGUUCGUCUUGUUUACUUGGGAAAUGUUGUAAAAGGAAGGGAGCAGAGGAAGCUACGGAAGCUACUACAAUUUCAAUAAUUGAUACAAUUCCUUUAACUACAGAAUCUACCACAGAAUCUACAACCACAAGUACCACAACCACUACUACUACUACUACAUCUACAACAACCCCAACGACCCCAACAACCACUACCCCUAGUACAACUACAAGCACAACAACCACUACUACAACUACAACCACCACAACUUCUACUACAACCCCUUCCACAACCACUACAACUCCAACAACAACAACCCCUUUAACUCCACCAACAACUCCUCCAAUGUUAUAUAUCAAUGGAGUUCCUUUAAAACCCUGCAUUGACGAUAUUGAAAAAUUUAAAGGAAUAUGUGCAAUUGCAGCAAAUUUAGGGCAUUGUUUGUCAAGUAAUGUACUAGUAAAAAGAAAAAUGGCAAUUAGUUGUUGUGGAACUUGUCUUAAAUUAAAUGAAAAUUUUCUACCAAAACAACAGACAAUAAAAUAAAUAUUUUGAUUUUAAAAAACUUGA
Molecule: messenger RNA, 690 nt
Organism: Meloidogyne enterolobii
Lineage: Eukaryota; Metazoa; Nematoda; Chromadorea; Rhabditida; Meloidogynidae
Source: the annotation of a GenBank genome assembly